UCAAAAUUACAGCCGAGAAAAAGAAAUGGAAAUGGUGAUGACGCUCGUAUUUUGGGAUUAUAAACUGGGCCUCUCUCCCUCUCUCAGACUCUGUCUGCCUACAACCGCAAACUCCAACCCCUUCAAUCCUUUUCUUCAAUCCUCUCUCUCGCUCCCUACCAAACCCUACCUCUUCCUCUUUCUUUUUCUUUUUCUUCGUUUUCUUCUUUUUCAACCGUAUCCCUGUUCACAAACAUUAACAUCAUCAUCGCUUUUAUUCAUUAUAGGAUCUGAUUUCUCAUCAGUUUGCAUGGAAGAUUUUUUGAGAUGAUUCAUCUGCUCGAUUGUUUGAUCACAGCUUUUCUUGGCGUAGGUACUGAUUCUUUAGGAAAUCAUGAAUUAUGUGAGUUUCAUGACUUGCUGGUUUGGAGGUCUGAAGAUCUGUGCUACUCGUGAUCUUCACAGUACUUCAAUGCGCUUCAAUAUGUCUUUGGAGAGAGUGGUAACUCAAAUGUUUGAAUUCUGGCUGCCUUUGGUAGGUACCUAGUAGUUUCUUCGGCAGAGCAGUUAUAUUUUCAAUUGAAGGGAGAAAUUUAGGUGUGUAUCAGUUAUACUGAUGGCAUAAGAAGUUGGAUUUUCAUUUUUUUUUGUUGGAUUAGAAAUAACAGCUCUGUUAGUUGAUGAACUGAUCUGAUACUAUUCCCUCAACCCCCAUCCUAAAAAGAAAACAAAAUAAAAAUAAAAGAGUUAGGAAUUAGUUCCUGUGAAAAUUGGACAUGGGAUUGCCUCAAGUUCCCUCGACUGGAACUUCUGAGGAAGUACUAGCUGCAUCUCUGGGCUCAUUUUUACAAAGCCCGCCUCGGUUUUCUAGUAUGAGCACGUGUGAUAUGGAUGGGAUGCAUGGUGGGACUGCAAGUCGAAUGGGGGGAAACCCAUUAUGCUCCUCUUUAGGAGAUUACCAGACAAGAGCCUCUCUGGAAUUUUCAAGGUUCCCUGAUGAUUCAUUUAGAUUGAGAAGGACCACAGAAGUUACCAACAAUGUUCAUGGUUUGACAAUUGGUUCUGUUGAUAAAUCUGGUCAGAUCACUCCGAAAAAUGGGCGGAAUAUUCAGACCCCUGCUUCUAGGAUUGUAGGAUUUGAAUCAAGUGGAACAAGUUCUCUAAAUGAUGGCUCCAAGGGUGUUUCAUCUGGUCAUGUUCACUCUUCUUCUGCAGUUAAUGUUACAACUAAUGAUGUUGUGAACAGUGGAUCACUAGUCAGGAAGCGGUUGUUGUCACCAUUGACUAGUAUGCUUUUUCCAGAUCAGUUUAAAGGUGAUCGUUUAGACAUUGGUUGCAGAAAUUCUCGAACAAAUUCUCCCACCGUGAGUGAAAAUUUCAGUGCAUCUAUUGCACAUGAUUAUAAGAAAGCAAAUGUUGGGGGCAAAAAUCACUUUACAAUGCCAACUUGGUCUCUAUCUAGUUGCUUGGAGCAGAAGAACAUGCCACAUGAUAUUAGUAGUAUGGAAUCCGUUAUUUUCACUGAUGGCCCUUUGCUGGAAAACAAGGAUCCCCUACCUCAUAAUAGUUAUUCAUCUUCACCCAGACUUUUGAGAGAGCCGACUAAUGCAAAAUCCCAGAGUGGGGCAAUAUUCAUAUCUCCACAAGAAGUGAUCUCGCCUUCACAUUCGUUGUCACCUCUUGGCCCCAAGUUCUCUGAAAGAUUUAAAACCGUAGGGGGCUGCAGGACUGCUAACAAAGAGUUGGAGGAUUGUCAUUCAACCUUAAGGAAUGUAAAACAAACACAUGACAAGUCUGAUCCAGACAUUCUAUUUUCCCCUGAAGUAGGGGAGUUUAGGAUUGCUAGUAAAUUAUUUGAAGAUGUUGAUAUUUUUCAGAAGGACUUCCAUCCAUCUUCUCUAGAAAAUGGUACUGGCGUAAGUUAUUCUUUGUCCCAAGGGUCCCAAUGCAUGAGAUUUGUUAGAAGUUUGAGUGGACUUCCUGUUCGGAGAUCCUUGGUUGGUUCAUUUGAAGAAUCUCUACUGUCUGGUCGAUUCUUAUCAGGGAAACCCAGCCAGAGAAUCGAUGGUUUUCUGGCAGUACUAAGCAUCACUGGGGGAAACUUUUCUCCGCAAUCACAGAAGCUUCCUUUUUCAGUAACUAGUGUAGAAGGAGACUGCUAUUUAUUGUAUUGUGCAUCCAUACACCUUGCGGGAAAUUCUGCAUUGAAUAGGAGUGGAGGACAAAAGCUGAAACGAGGCCUUAGCAAUGAUGGUUCACAGAUUGUCACAAGCCGCCUGCGCAUUCCUGUGAAGGGCCGUAUACAACUGGUUCUAAGCAAUCCAGAGAAGACACCUAUUCAUACUUUCCUUUGCAACUACGAUUUAAGUGACAUGCCAGCUGGUACCAAAACCUUCUUGCGCCAGAAGGUCACUUUAGCUUCAUGUAGCCCAACUUCUACACAGUCAAAACAAGGGAAGACUGAUUUGUGUGCAAAAGUCAUAGACAAGAAGGAAUUAAAGAAUACAGCUGGAGUAGACGUUGUGCAAACAACAAGAUGUGUAGAUCAGAAAACCGAAAUUAGAAGUGAGUGCUCUGAUUUAGUGGAUUCAAUCGAUGAGGGGGAUAUGUCCAAGUUAUCCCCUAAAACAGGAAGGGUAUGCACUCGUUCGUUCAUUGUUGAGAAGAGCUUUAAUGAUGAUGAGUACCGAAGCAGUAAUGGGAAGGAGCGCAACUGGGUUGAUGGCUGCCAUGAAACUGACAGGAAACAAGUACAUGGUUGUUCGAGGGUAAAUCAAAACAGUAAUGGUGGUCUUCGCUAUGCACUUCAUCUCCGUUUCAUAUGCCCUUUUCCUAAAAAAUGUUCUAGGUCGGUUCAGAGAUGCAAAUCAGAUCCCCUAUCUACACCAGAAAGAACGGGAUUAGACAUGGAUGGGGAGCGCAGAUUCUACUUAUACAAUGACUUGAGGGUUGUGUUCCCCCAACGCCACUCAGACGCCGAUGAGGGGAAGUUGAACGUGGAAUACCAUUUCCCAGAUGAUCCGAAAUACUUUGUCAUCAACUGAAACGUCUAAUUGAGCUCACAAAAUAUCUUUCCAUUAUCAUCCUUUUUUUAUAUAUUUAUUUAGUUAUCUGCCUGGUGUGUACAUAUU
Prunus avium (sweet cherry) is the source of this 3110-nucleotide messenger RNA. RefSeq names its product meiosis chromosome segregation family protein. The record is from RefSeq and is a predicted model, not a curated record. Lineage: Eukaryota; Viridiplantae; Streptophyta; Magnoliopsida; Rosales; Rosaceae.